Molecule: messenger RNA, 1029 nt
Organism: Stereum hirsutum FP-91666 SS1
Lineage: Eukaryota; Fungi; Basidiomycota; Agaricomycetes; Russulales; Stereaceae
Exons: 2
Coding region: 76-912 (278 amino acids)
Source: RefSeq, a predicted model, not a curated record
CGCACCUCCACCUCGAAUUCUUUUCUUGACUUUGACUUUCAUCUCAUCUACGAACGAACAAUAACAUCGCCCGAUAUGUAUCGCACCGCAGCAUCUUCUACUCUUCGCCCCGUCGUUGCUCGCCGUGUGGCGGUCGCGCCUGUCGUUGCACGACGCACCCUUGCCUCGACUGCCCGCCGUUCCGAUAUCACUCCCGACCCAACAAAACCCACCACCGAAACACGCACGACCCCACCACCACCCGAAUCUAAAUCUUCAAACGCACUUCUCUUCACUGGUCUCUUUGCCGCACUCGCAGGUGGUUACUACUACUACUCUACCCUCGAAAAUGACCGCCUCGAGAAGGAGAAGCAGGAGUUGUCGAAGCCUGAGUUGCAGAAGACGGUGGAGCAGGGACAAGUGAAGGCGCAGGAGGCUUUGAGUGAUGCGCAGAAGAAGUAUGAGGAGAUCAGGAGGUCGGGCGAGAGUAAGGUCGAUAGUGCGAGGGAGAAGGCAGGAAGCACGUACGAUGAUGGGAAGAGGAAGAUCGAGGAGGGAUACGAGGUCAUUGAGAAGAAGGCUGCGGAGACGAAGGAGUCCGCUGCUAAGAAAGCCGACCAAGCCAAAAGCUCCUGGUGGUCCUGGUUUGGCUGGGGUAAAGCCAAGUCUCAAGAUGCCGUCGAUGACAUCCAACGACGUGCUGGUGAGGCCGAAGAAGACUUUCGGGCUCGUGUCGAACAGGCUAAGGCCGCUGCCAUCGCCAAGGGUGACGAGCUCAAGCAGCGUGCUGGUGAGACGCACGAUGACUUUGUGAAGAGAUUCGAGUCGGCGAAGGCGAGGGCCGCUGCAAAGGGCGAGGAUAUUAAGUUGAAGGCGGGUGAGACGGAGGAUGAGUUUAGGGCGAGGAUUCACAGGGCGGCUUCGAAGCUCUGAGUCCUUUUUGUUUCGCUUUGCCAUGAUGGAUGGUUUGGUUCGUGCUCAUUGACUUGUGUGUAAAAUGCUAUGUACAUCUAUACAUUGUUUCGCAUGUUGUACGAUGCGAGUGACGUU